UUUAUUCCUAUCGGUAAUUAUGAACGUCGUAAUCCGUGAUGUAGAUUACAGUCUCGUGCAAAGAGAAACCGGUUUCCUCCUCAACGACUGGCAGACAAUCCCAUCCCACGUGGAAGGCCAUCGAUGAAGCGGGGAUAAGUUACAACGGUACUUUCACACGACGCUUUUUACUACUCAAAUAAACUCACUGUAGACUGUUACUAUUGAGUUAACUCUAGUCUCGUUUAAAUCAAAAUUACUAUGUCAGACGAAAAGAGGCACGAUAAGGAGAAUGAAAAGGGAGCUCGAUACAUUAUAGGAAGACAAAUCAUGAAUUUAAAAAUGAAGAUAGUCCUAAAAAUUAUUCUAUCUUCUAUAGCAGGCCCGUUGAUCCUUUACGGUAUAUCUUUUAUUUAUCAGUCAUACUCGAGGCAUCUAUUUGAAAGACCAGUUACAAUAAACGAGGAUCGACCCAAAUUUUGGAUCUAUGCCAAGAGUAACGACACCGGUUAUUUGAAGCAUGUAUACGCGGUGCUCCAUCGACUCGGUUUCCAAGAGAGCAAUAACAAGUCCGAUUGGGAUCUAUUGUGGGCCCAUGAUUAUCCAUUUCGCGUGCUGUCCGUGAGUUUAGAUAAAUUGCAAAAGCACCAACGAGUCAAUCAUUUUCCCGGUUGCGGCUACAUCACAAAUAAAGUGGAUCUGUCGACAUCGCGUGGCGGACGAUAUAUACCGGCGGCAUUCAAGAUACCCGAGGAUCAGCAAGCCUUUCUCGAUUAUGCCAAGUCACAUCCCGCGAAGCUGUUCGUACAGAAAUCGAACGAUCACCGGGGCAUUCGCAUUCGCGACAAUGAUGACGCAAACUUCAUCGAUGGCACGUUCAUUCAAGAGUUCAUCGAACGACCGUUCCUCGUGGAUGGCUACAAGUUCGAUAUUGGAAUGUAUGUUGUCAUUACGUCCGUAGAUCCGCUACGAUUAUACGUCUAUAAGGGCGAUGUGUUGUUUCGCUUCUGUCCAGUGAAAUAUUAUCCUUUCGAUCCAGAAAUCCUAGACAAGUACGUGGUUGGCGACGAUUAUCUACCGAUUUGGAGUGUGCCAUCCUUGAAGAAAUAUUACACAGAACUCGGAUUCUCGAUGAAAGAUUCGUUCGAUGCGUAUAUCAAAGAGCGUGGAAAGAAUCCGACUGAUAUGUGGGAACGAGUGUAUGACGCUAUCCGGGAAGUCGUCUUGAUGAAGGAGAUGCAAAUCAGAGAAGUCUCCAAACGUUUUGGCAAUGGCAGAAAUUUCUUCGAACUCGUGAGAUUCGAUCUGGCUCUUGACGCAGAUCUAAAUGUUUACAUGAUGGAGGCGAACAUGUCGCCGAAUCUAUCUUCCGCACAUUAUCCACCGAAUCAACUGCUCUAUGAGCAAGUCAUAUUCAAUAUGUUUGCGCUGGUCGGUAUCGGCAAGAGGACUAAAAGAGAAUCCUUGAAGAUUAGAAAUAAAGCGGAGGAAGAAAUGGAGGUAGCAAACAAAAACAUCGUGGUGCUACCAGAGCUCUGUAAGGAAUGUGAAGAUUGUUUUCGCAUAGAGUGCCAAUUAUGUAGGCCGUGUUAUACAUUGGAAACAAAGCUUAUUUUGUCGCAGAGUUAUCUCGAGCACCAAAAUCAGAUGGACUUUCAAAGAAUCUUUCCGCCUCCGAUUACAAGAGAUAUGGUGCUAAAAAAUUACACAUUGAGAAAUCAAUUACUCAUCAGAUGGUAUCAAGGAAAAUGCAAAUUGGAUAAGACGUGGUGCAGUUGAUAUUAUAUGAUAAAGUUAGAAGUCUAUUUUGUAAAUGAGUUUAUACAUAUAUAAUAUGGAAUAUUUAUUUCAAACA
This is a messenger RNA of Camponotus floridanus (Florida carpenter ant), 1834 nucleotides long. RefSeq names its product tubulin polyglutamylase TTLL7 (gene TTLL15). The record is from RefSeq and is a predicted model, not a curated record. The transcript has 4 exons. The coding region runs from base 241 to 1758 and encodes 505 amino acids. NCBI's taxonomy places the organism in Eukaryota, Metazoa, Arthropoda, Insecta, Hymenoptera, Formicidae. Gene Ontology annotation, biological process: protein modification process.